AUGCCGAUAAGAACCAAAGGCAAGGUCUAUAAAACAGCUGUGAGGCCUGUUUUACUCUAUGGUAGCGAAACGUGGGCUUCGACGAAAAUCCAUGAGCGAAAACUUCAUGUCACUGAAAUGCGCAUGUUACGUUGGGCGGGUGGAGUCACUCUAAAAGACAUAGUGCGUAACGAACACAAUGUAAAAAGAGGUGGAAAAGUCUUCGGGACCAGUACAAUAAAAAAAAAAACGAAAGAGGGCGGCACAGGUUCAGCGAGAAUAAAUAGCACUUGGGAAUAUAUGGAUCUAAUGUCCUUUUUGUCUGAUGCUCCUGAGAGACGUGUUUCUCGCUCAGAAGGAAUUAGUGAAAAUGAUUCUCAGACAAGUAUUCGUAAUACAGAGGUCAAUACUGGCAUUGAUUUUGAAUGCGAUGAUACUUGUACUCAAGAGAUAUAUGCUGAAAACAGGCCUACGACACAAGAAAAUAUUGGCAACACUGAUAAUUCUACGCUAGGUCCGUCAACCUCUAAGAAACGAAAACCAAUUAAAUUACAAGAAAAACUAGACAAAAGGGAAAUUCAGAGGCUAAAUUUACUUGAGGCACUAGUAAACAAUACAAAAAAUCAAUCGCAAGUUCAACCUCAGUCAGCGAUCAAAAAAAUUUUUUUGAGUCAAUGGCUGAAGUGGUGGAGACGUUUCCGCCGCGUGAACAAGCCGCCAUCAGAGCGAAAGUUUGUCAGUUAG
This is a messenger RNA of Parnassius apollo (apollo), 723 nucleotides long. The record is from the annotation of a GenBank genome assembly. NCBI's taxonomy places the organism in Eukaryota, Metazoa, Arthropoda, Insecta, Lepidoptera, Papilionidae.